This is a messenger RNA of Neogale vison (American mink), 1268 nucleotides long. RefSeq names its product intraflagellar transport 27 (gene IFT27). Gene Ontology annotation, cellular component: Golgi apparatus. Gene Ontology annotation, biological process: intraciliary transport. The record is from RefSeq and is a predicted model, not a curated record. Lineage: Eukaryota; Metazoa; Chordata; Mammalia; Carnivora; Mustelidae. The transcript is spliced from 7 exons. The coding region runs from base 289 to 813 and encodes 174 amino acids. Gene Ontology annotation, molecular function: GTPase activity; GTP binding.
CUCACUUUUCGGUCCCCGCUGCCGGCUGUGGGCUUGGAACGGGGUCCGCGUCGCCUCACUCGCGCCUCCGAGGCCGCCCUCUGAGGCCUCGAGCCGAGCCCCAUCUGGCCCUCCUCCGCGCCCCCGCCCCAGUCCUCGCGCCCGGUAGCCGCCCCCAGCCCAGCGGGUCCGUACCGCGGCCACAGGCCCCUUGAUCGUCUCCUCUCUCCACUUCCCUUCCCAGGCAAGUCCCCCAACGCCUCUAGCAGCCGCUCUUCCCUCUCUCGUCCGCGGAGGUAGUUGGUUACCAUGGUGAAGCUGGCGGCCAAAUGCAUCCUGGCAGGAGACCCAGCAGUGGGCAAGACCGCCCUGGCACAGAGCUUCCGCAGCGACGGGGCCCAUUUCCAGAAGAACUACACCCUGACAACAGGGGUGGACUUGGUGGUGAAGACAGUGCCAGUCCCUGACACGGGGGACAGUGUGGAACUCUUCAUUUUUGACUCUGCCGGCAAGGAGCUGUUUUCCGAAAUGCUGGAUAAACUGUGGGAGAGUCCCAACGUCUUGUGUCUCGUCUAUGACGUGACCAACGAGCAGUCCUUCAUCAACUGCAGCAAAUGGCUGGAGAAGGCUCGGUCACAGAUUCCAGGCACCUCCCUCCCAGGUGUGUUAGUGGGGAACAAGACAGACCUGGCCAGCAGACGAGUGGUGGAUUCGGCUCAGGCCCGGGCAUGGGCCCUGGGCCAAGGCCUGGAAUGUUUUGAAACAUCCGUGGAUCCCACAGUCCCCAGAACUCUUGAUGGAGCUCAAAAAUUAACGCCCACUCCCAACACAUGAGUCAUCACAGGCCACUGGGCUACGUGCUUCAACUCUGCGUGGGUGUUUGUUGCUGCGCCAGCGAAACGGGUGGGUAUCAAUUAUGCCGGGGGAGGCCGCGGUUAAGCACUUGGUAUUAACUGUGUAAGCUAACUAGUCCCCCGAGUUGACGCUAACAGAAGCACCUCUGGCAGCUCGGGUAAGAAAGCUGUAAUUAAAAAGGAAAUAGAACCCGAUGCCGCCUGAGACGCAGCCGAGCCUUGACACCUGGCGCCCGGCUCCGCCCUCCUGACGGCUGCUCGGCGGCCACCGUCCUGACGGUCCCCACGUGGUCGUCUGACCUUCUAUCUCUCUACCCUUCAUUCCAUCCCCAGAACAGGCUCAUCUUAAAACUGGAACUUGGCUCCCUUCGAUGCACCAUCCCCCACGUCCCCCACCGCUCCUAGCACCUGCCGGUCUGCUUUGUGUUUUUCUAU